Messenger RNA from Stylonychia lemnae, 1227 nucleotides. The record is from the annotation of a GenBank genome assembly. Lineage: Eukaryota; Ciliophora; Spirotrichea; Sporadotrichida; Oxytrichidae.
AUGAGCAGUUAAUCCCUCUUCAUGCACUCCAGAAGAUUUUUCUCAACUUCUGGUAGAAAUGUCGUCAUUGUAGGUGGCCGUCGUACUGCAAUUGGAAGCUUUAUGGGUCAACUUUCCAAUAUGACUGGUCCAUAACUCGGAUCAAUGGCUACUAAAGGAGCACUCGCAUCAUGCCACGUUGAUCCAAAGGAAAUCGAAGAAGUCUAUAUGGGCAACGUUAUCUCUGCAGGUUCAGGUCAAGCCCCUGCUAGACAAGUAGCUCUAGGAUCAGACAUGAGAUACGACACAGUAUGUACCACAGUUAACAAGGUGUGCGCAAGUGGAAUGAAAGCAGUAAUGCUCGGAUCCUCAGCCAUCAGACUAGGUGACAGAGAUAUCGUCGUCGCAGGAGGAAUGGAAAGCAUGUCAAAACUACCUCACUACAUUUAUCUUAGAAAACCAACUAGCUACGGUCAUGCUUAAGUAGUAGAUUCAAUCUAAUUCGAUGGUUUGACAGAUGUCUACAAUAAUAUCUUAAUGGGAAGCUGCACCGAAAAGGUUUGCUCAGAGAUGGGAAUCACCAGAGAAGCCUAAGACGAGUACGCAAUCAAGUCCUAUCAUAGAGCCAGAGCAGCACAGGAAAAGGGAAUUUUAGAUUGGGAGAUUGUAGAUAUUGUCGAGGAAAUCAAAGGCAAGUAGGUUAGAAUUAACAAAGAUGAGGAAUGCCAGAAAUUCUUGCCUGAAAAGUUCCCACAACUCAAGCCAGCCUUUGCCAAAAAUGGAACCAUUACAGCUGCCAACUCCUCUAAGCUUAAUGACGGUGCUUGUUCAUUCAUUCUUAUGAGCGAGCAAGCUGCCAAGGAUAGAGGACUUAAGCCUCUUGCUAGAAUUCUUGGCUACGAUGAUGCUGAAGUCGCCCCCAUUGAUUUCGGUAUUGCCCCAACCAAGGCAUGCAAGAGCCUCUUGAACAAGCUCAAGAUGAACAUUAAAGAUGUCCAAUAUCAUGAAUACAAUGAAGCUUUCGCUGCUGUUGUUCUCGCUAAUAUGAAAAUGCUCGAUAUCGACCCAGAAACUGUUAACGUUCAUGGUGGUGCUGUAGCUCUAGGUCACCCUAUUGGUAUGAGUGGUGCUAGAAUUAUUUUGAGUUUAAUCAAUGUUUUGAAGUAAAAGAAUGCCUCAGUUGGUAUGGCCAGUAUUUGCAACGGAGGUGGUGGUGCCUCAGCCAUUAUGAUUGAGAGACUCAACUGA